Messenger RNA from Eutrema salsugineum, 880 nucleotides. Its product is annotated as transcription factor MYB62. Gene Ontology annotation, cellular component: nucleus. NCBI's taxonomy places the organism in Eukaryota, Viridiplantae, Streptophyta, Magnoliopsida, Brassicales, Brassicaceae. Gene Ontology annotation, biological process: regulation of DNA-templated transcription. The record is from RefSeq and is a predicted model, not a curated record. Gene Ontology annotation, molecular function: DNA-binding transcription factor activity; sequence-specific DNA binding. The coding region runs from base 1 to 864 and encodes 287 amino acids. The transcript is spliced from 3 exons.
AUGGAAAAUUCGAUGAUUAAGAAGAGCUUCAAAGAAGGUGAAGAGUCAGAACUGAGAAGAGGGCCUUGGACUCUGGAGGAAGACACUCUUCUCACUAAUUACAUUCUCCAUAACGGUGAAGGUCGUUGGAAUCUCGUAGCCAAAUGUGCUGGGCUCAAGAGAACUGGGAAGAGUUGUAGACUGAGAUGGCUGAAUUACUUGAAACCUGAUAUCAGACGAGGGAAUCUAACUCCUCAAGAACAGCUUUUGAUCCUCGAACUCCACUCAAAAUGGGGUAAUAGGUGGUCCAAGAUUGCACAGUACUUACCAGGAAGAACAGACAACGAGAUCAAGAACUAUUGGAGAACAAGAGUUCAGAAACAAGCUCGACAGCUCAACAUCGAAUCUAACAGCGACAAGUUCUUUGACGCUGUUCGUAGUUUUUGGGUCCCUAGAUUGAUGGAGAAGAUGGAGCAAAACUCAUCUACUAGUACUUAUUGUUGUCCCCAAAACAACAACAACAACAACAACAACUCUCUUCUCCUUCCUUCUCAAUCUCAAGACUCCAUGAGUACACAAACAUACACUGAAUACUCAGGUCAAAACUCGGAUUUGAGCUACAUGGAAGGUUCUACUUCAAAUUCCACUUUCAUGUCUGAUCUCAUGACAGUUCCACAAUCCAUGGAUCACAACACCAUCGACGGUUCGAUGUGUUUCCAUGAAGGCGAUGGUCAAGAACUAGGCGGAUAUAUUCCUGGCAUGGAGGAAUAUUACAUGGGAAAUUCAUACAUAUCAACGGAAUGCCACGUGGCAGAAGCGUACGAGGAUAUUGUCACACAAGAUCCCAUGUGGAACGUGGAGGACAUUUGGCAGUUUAGGGAGUAAUUAAGUCAGUCAAGAG